ACCUUCUUUCUUUCAUUUCUUUCUUAUAGAAAUUCUUCCUUCUCCAAUGCCGGUGGUAGAAAAACAGCUCAAAGGAUCCUGCUGGCAUGUGUGCUCUCCCUCUGCAGCCUCCUUGGAGCUGUUUCCUUUGAUCUGAGCAGCAGCUUGGAAGCAUGGAGGAGCACAAGGAAGGCCCUUCAGGAACUUGCCUCCUGUGAAACCCUUUGGGCCAUUCGCCUCAUCUCUGUGCUGCAGGAAGAAAAGCACAGCUGGCUGUUCCCAGCAGCAGACAAGAGGAAUACAUCAUUUCAUGCUCAGCUAUUAGAGAAUCUCAACUCCCUCUGUAAGGCAAGCAAAGCAGAACAGCCUUGUGAGGAUUGUCGAUGCAAGAAGGAGAAAAUCUCUACCUGUAGGCUUUACAUCAUUGACAUGAGACAGAGAAUGAAUAGCACAGGGGAUAGUGAGGCCAGUAAGAUGCUAUCUGGAGUGAUUUCUGAGCUGCUGGGGCUUUUUAGUAGUCCCCAUGAAGACCUCAAAGCUAUGCGACGCAAUCCUGACUGGGCAGACGUAGUGGCUUUUAAACUCAUCCUUCUGAUAGGAGAAGCUGUGCUGGAAGCUCAGUUAAUGCCAGUACCCAUCAGCCUUCAAACAACACUGCAUCAGCUUGCAGCCAUUCUCAACUAUGCUAUCUUCUCAUCAGAGAACUUUCAGAAGUGCUGGAGGGAUAACAUCAACCAGUCGCUUCAUUUCACCUCCUCUGAAAUGAUCUAUUUUUUCACUCCAUUCCUGGGCUCUGGUGAAUUUGCCUCCAUUGAAGCCUUGUUAAAGGGACUUCUUAGUGUGCAGAGCUGCCUCCUGCAGAGGGGACAGGAAGAGCUCAUCAAGAAAUCUAAAGAAAUCCUGUUCACAACGAGCCUGAAGGUCGGCCUGCUAGUAAUAGCCUGCCUCAUUUACCCCAUAACCCUGAUAUUCUUCAAGCAAUUGACAGAUUGGAUUCACAACUAUGCCAGGAGCCUCAAGGAAAAGACACAGGACUUGAAGCGGGAGAGGCAGCUGGCUGAGGACCUCCUGCACCAGAUGCUGCCAAAAUCUGUGGCCAAGCAGCUAAGGAAAUGCCAAAGAGUCGAGGCAGAAAACUAUGAUCAGGUGACCAUCUUUUUCUCGGACAUCGUGGGCUUCACAAGCAUUGCUGCCUCCUGUACCCCCCUGCAGGUUGUCGAGAUGCUCAACAAUCUCUACAUCUGCUUUGACAGCAGGAUUGAGUCUUACGAUGUUUACAAGGUGAGGACAAACCCGCAGGCAAGGAGAGACCAUGUAAAAACCUCCUCCUGCUCGUAA
This is a messenger RNA of Coturnix japonica (Japanese quail), 1317 nucleotides long. The record is from RefSeq and is a predicted model, not a curated record. NCBI's taxonomy places the organism in Eukaryota, Metazoa, Chordata, Aves, Galliformes, Phasianidae.